Paraphaeosphaeria sporulosa is the source of this 713-nucleotide messenger RNA. RefSeq lists its product as uncharacterized. The transcript has a single exon. Bases 1 to 396 code for a protein of 131 amino acids. NCBI's taxonomy places the organism in Eukaryota, Fungi, Ascomycota, Dothideomycetes, Pleosporales, Didymosphaeriaceae. The record is from RefSeq and is a predicted model, not a curated record.
AUGACCGCCCCCUCGCCCCUCCCAACAUACCUCUACAAGAUCCUCCCCUCGGCCCCACCUUCACCCCUCCCCGACCGCCUCCCGCUCUCCGACCUCGACAAAAAGGACGGCUACAUCCACCUCUCCACCUCGGAGCAAGUCCCCGGCACCGCAGACAAGUGGUUCAACGAGUUUUCUGAGUUGUGGUUGUUGAAGAUCAGAUAUGAGACGCUGGCGAGCGGGACGGAUGGCGAUGGGGAGACCAAGUCGGAUGGGAAGGCAGAGAUCAAGUGGGAGGAGGUUGGCAGAGGGGUGUUCGCACACUUCUACGGUGGUGACCUUGGCCGGGGAAAUGUAGAGCAGGCAUUCAAGGUGGAGAAGGGCGCGAGUUGGACCGAGUUGAAGCUUGAGUGGUAAGGACAGGGUUCGGGAUAGAGGUGACGGCAUGUCGAAUGCGACAGCUGCAUCUCAUCAUCACUGCCUACUUUUUGCGUCAAACACGAUUGCCGGCUCGCGUUGGCGCUGUUCAUCGCCAGUCCAGGAUCGCCAUCGACCCAGGUGAAGCUCCGGACGAGAGCCGACGUGCUUGUCGCAGGAAGCGCUAGUAGCUCCAAUAGGCACAUCAAGUCGAGCAGCAUAAGCGAUUGACAGCCUGCAUCACUCCAAGCACCAUAGGAUAACUUCAAUUACAAACAGUCACGCAAAUGACGAUGUCCAAUAUCCAACGAGCUAUC